Lasiosphaeria miniovina is the source of this 2446-nucleotide messenger RNA. Its product is annotated as heterokaryon incompatibility protein-domain-containing protein. Bases 227 to 2440 code for a protein of 737 amino acids. NCBI's taxonomy places the organism in Eukaryota, Fungi, Ascomycota, Sordariomycetes, Sordariales, Lasiosphaeriaceae. The record is from RefSeq and is a predicted model, not a curated record. The transcript is spliced from 3 exons.
CAUCCGCAAACGUAGGGCUACCUAUUGCUACCCGGGACACGUGCGACCCCGCCUUCGACGGUUCCGACCCCAUCGUCGCGUUGGGCCGUCUUUUGGCAGCUGCAGUAGAGGCCGUCUUUGGUAGCUACAGUAGAGGCCAUCUUUGGCAGCUGCAGUAGACUGUCGUUGAAACCUAUCCCACCUUCCAAGUAAUUCCAACGACCCGCAAACUACACAAGUUCAAACCAUGGCUGACGCCGUGAUCGAGAGAGCCAAGCUGAGAAACGAUGAUGGGAGAGGGCAGCUGUGUGCACAAUGUGCCGAGAUGGACUUUGCCGGCUUUUCCAGACAAGCCAACGAGUACAGACUCGGCAUCAAGCGAGAAGUGGGCUUCUCGGCUCGGCAGUGCCCGUUUUGCUGGCUGAUGUGGGUCUCGCGUGCCGGCGAGGGCCACUACGCCUGGGACCGACAAGUCACGGCCAAAUGGGACGAGGGGAGCGGCGGUUUCUCCAUCAUGGGCUCGACCGCAAACCCCAUCGUAUUCGUGGCAGAAGAUGACGGCGGCGCCACGGAGACGCCGCAUGGCUUCGCGCGUCUGGUCCAGCCCCAGAUCCCCCCAGAUCUGCUGCGGAGAUGGCUGUACACUUGCGAGAAGCACCACCACGCCGAGUGCCGGCCCCUACCGCUGCGUUUUGGUCCGAUCCCCGGCCGCGUGAACCAGCCGCUGCGCUUCCUCCGGGCCAUCGAUGUCCGCGAAGAGCGGUUGGUCGAAAUCACGGCCCCGGAGAGCUAUGUGGCCCUCAGCUACGUCUGGGGCCGGGCACCGAGCUUCCGGCUGCUGAGAAGUAACCUCGCAAGACUGUACGAGCCUCGCGGCCUUGGAGCCAUCCACAGCGAGCUGUCGCAGACGGUUAAGGAUGCAAUGCGGCUGGUGGCCCUGAUGGGGGAGCGAUACCUGUGGAUCGACGCCCUGUGUCUCGUGCAGGACGACGGACAGGACAUGGCGCACGGCAUCGAGAAUAUGGAUAUCAUUUACGAGGGCGCACUCGCUACCGUCAUUGCCGCAAACGGAAAGGACCAAAACAGUGGCCUGACGGGUAUCCAUUACGACGUGGAACGCCUUGCCCAGCAACCUGUCAGGGAGGUAGUGCCGGGCGUCAAGUUGGCCGUAUUCACUGGGGGUAUAUCUGAGUACCUCGGGACGACUCACUACUCGUCCCGGGGCUGGACAAUGCAGGAGCAGGUCCUCUCACGGCGGUGCCUCAUCUUCGUCGACGGCCGCAUCUUCUUCCGCUGCCACGCGGCACGCUUCUCCGAAGACACGAUAUGGGACCAGCACCCGAUGCAGGCGCGUCUCGAAGACCCAUCGGGCGCGAGCAUCGCGACGCCGUUUCUCCCCGAAUCCAUUCCGGACCCCGUCGGCGCCUACCUCGAGCAGGUGCUGCGGUUCACAGGCCGACACCUGACCAAGCCCGACGACGACGCCGUCCGCGCCCUGUCGGGGAUCCUGACGCGGCUCGCCGUCGCCGCCGGCUCGGGCCUGCUGUGCGGGCUGCUGACGUCCGCGUUCGACGUUUGCCUCCUGUUCUGGCACCCGAGCUUCUGGCAGCAGGGCUUCCGCGACGUCCGCCGGCGGCCCGCCUUCCCGAGUUGGUGCUGGGCCGGCUGGGCUGGCGUUGCUGUGACGGCGCUUCCGGAUGCCAAGUCGACGCCUGGCGGAGACCCCAAGACCUGGCUGGUGACGUGCACAGAGGAUAUCGUGUACUAUGUUUACGAUGCUCUGUCGCCAUCUCAGGGGAGUAACGAGGCCGCGACAGCGCCUUCCCCCGCGGCUCCCAUCAUCCGCCGUGUCUGGACCCCCUCGGACCAAGCUCGGCUGACAUCAGGUCAGUGGGGAUAUGGACGACAAUGCUCCGAUCUGGUGGACGCGGACGACCGCGAUAUGGUCAACUGGCGUGCGAUUCCGCGAGCGUACCCAAUGCUGUACUUCGGCGCGCGCACCGUCCGCGCCGGUAGUUUCGAAAUGCGUCUCUCGCGGUUUGACAAUGUUAUUGUCUGGCCCAAAUGCGGCAACAACAACACCGACCACGAUGAUUCCUCGGCGGCGGGCAACUUUGCGGUCAGCGACGUGGGGCUGCUCUUGGAAGAGCUGCGUGCCGAGCGGGCGUGUGAACUAGUAUUACUGUCAAGGGCAGACUGCUACGAUAACUUCCAGCUAGAGUGGAUGCUGGCGGGCAAGACUCGGCCGGCAACGGCACAAGAAGGGAUUGAUGCGGGGCUGUAUGUGACGCCGGAUCGGCCGGUUGUGUGGGCGCUUUUGGUAGUACGGCAGGGGGCGGCUGCGCGAGACGGGAGCAAUCAAGCCGAAGCCUUUUGGGAGAGGAGGGCUUUGGGAUUUAUCUAUCAGGACCGGCUGGGCGAGUUUAAGGGGCUGGGAGUGCGGGAGGUUGUACUGGCUUAGGAUCAC